CCGACUGCCAAGGUACUCGCAGAAGUCGUGAAAAUGAGCCAAUAUUGCUUGCUCUUUACGUCCAUCCAUUUAAAUGAGGGGGCUGCCCGUGCUAAUACGUUUUACAACCCCGUGUCUGUACUUCCCUCGCGGUCCCAGACUAAUACCGCCCAGACGUUGCCUUCAACCACCCUCUCAUCGCCACGCUCUUGCAAUGACAGCUUCCGACUGGAAAGUAGUCCCUCAGAACCAUCUCAUUCCUCUAUACAGUCUCUUCAGUAGACCUCUCGAAAGGUCUCAGGUUGACGACCGUCAGUACAGCGUCAUCAGGCUCGAGAAUGGUCUCACCGCCAUGCUCGUCCAUGACCCAUGCACCGAAAACGCAGCCGCCAGCCUCAAUGUGGGCAUCGGACAUCUCUCUGAUCCGGAUGACAUGCCAGGUCUGGCCCACUUUUGCGAGCAUCUGUUGUUCAUGGGCACCAAGCAAUUCCCCAAAGAGAACGAAUACUCGGAGUAUCUGUCCAAGAACAAUGGGGGUUCAAAUGCCUAUACCUCGUCAUCCAACACCAACUAUCAUUUUCGUGUUUCUCCUUCAGCUCUUCCAGGGGCACUCGAAAGGUUCUCUGGUUUCUUCCAUAGUCCCCUCUUUGCACCGUCCUGCACUGCGCGUGAACUCAAUGCGGUAGACUCGGAGCACAAAAAGAAUCACCAGGCGGAUCCGUGGAGAAUCUUUCAGCUCAACAAGACCCUCUCCAAAGUAGGUCACCCUUGGAGUAAAUUCGGUACGGGAAACCGUGCCACCUUGACUGCAGCUGGUAGAGAAGCCAAGGCGAAAGGCAAGCUCUCUACCAACACCCUCGUCAACGGAAGCGAGGCUGUAAAGUCCGACAGCAUCAGCAAGGAGCCCUCCCCAAGAGCUUCGAGAACACCAUCUCCGACCCCUUCCGGCUCGUCCGCUAACAGUGAAUCCGACGCAGAUGGUGGCUCUAUAGGCCGUGAAACUCGUCGGCGUUUGAUCGAGUGGUGGAGCAAAGAGUAUUGCGCGAGCCGGAUGGAGCUCUGCGUGAUAGGCAGGGAACCCCUCGAAGAGUUGGCAGCUAUGGUUUCCAAGCUUUUCUCUCCGAUCCCCAACCGUGGUCAGGGUCCGUCUCCAAUAAUCGAUGAUCAUCCAUUUGGGCCCAACGAGACAGGCACCCUCGUCUCUGUGCAGACCAUCAUGUCCUUCCACGCCGUCGAAAUAUCAUUUCCUCUUGCGUGGCAACCACCACUGUGGAAAUACAAACCGGGAAACUUUUUGUCUCAUUUCCUGGGACACGAAGGUCAUGGUUCUCUAUUCGCGUACCUCAAAGACAAGGGAUGGAUCACUUCCCUCACUGCCGCAACUCAAGCACUGGGUCGCGGUUUCGCAAUGUUUAAAACGACGAUGUACCUGACAAAGAAUGGUUUCGACAACUACCGCUCUGUCGUGCUUGCCACAUUCAAGUACCUCAACUUAUUGCAGACUUCUGAGUUUCCACACUGGUUUCAAUCCGAGAUUGCUACGCUUGCGAAGACUCAGUUUCAGUUUGCUGAGAAACGUUCAGCGGAAGGGUAUGCUGUUUCAAUUGCAGAACGGAUGUCAUGGCCGGUGCCAACCGAGAAGCUUCUAUCCGCCCCUGCACUUAUCUCCGAGUGGGAAGGUGACCAAGGAGAACGACAGGUUAGGGAAGCUUUGGGAAAUCUCCGAGUAGAUUCAGGGCGCGUGGUUUUAAUGGCAAAGAAGGAGGAACACGAACGUAUCUUCGGUGGAGAGAAAGCCUGGCAAAGUGAGAAGUGGUAUGGAACUGGGUACACCGUUGAACGGUGGGAUGACCAGUUUUUAAAUGAAGCUCGAAGUCCCAAUGAUAUUCCUGAUCUUCGACUCCCUGGACGCAAUGAAUUUAUCCCGACCAAUCUUGAUGUAGAAAAGCGUGACGUUCCUGAGCCUCAACACAGGCCCCAUCUAAUCCGCCAGUCCGACAUCUCCAAGGUGUGGUACAAGAAGGACGACCAGUUUUGGCUGCCGAGGGCGGCUGUGAUCAUCGAUAUCCGCAGUCCGGUGGCCAAUGAUAGUCCUCGCACUACUGUCCUUACUAAACUUUGCGUGGACCUUGUCAAUGACUCCCUUGCCGAGUACACUUACGAUGCUGAAUUGGCUGGACUGGGAUACCACGUAACUUCCCAAAGUCUCGGCAUGACGAUAUCUCUCAAAGGGUACAACGACAAGCUUCCCGAACUCGCCAAAUACGUUGUCAGAGCGCUGAAGAAUUUAGUGCCAACACAGGACAGGCUGAAUGUGAUGAAAGAAAAACUCAAACGCGAAUGGGACAACUUCUCUAUGAAUCAAAGUUACCAACUAUCGGACUACUAUGGGCGGUACAUGCUCGCGCAUCAUACCUGGACUAUCGAAGAAUUGCUCGAAGAACUCCCUGGAGUGCAGUUAGAAGAGGUGACAGCCCACAUUAGACAUGUGCUUAGCAAGUUAAACAUGCAGAUGCUAGUUCUUGGGAACAUGUAUAGAGACCAAGCUGUCGCUUUGUCGGAAUGUGUCGAGGACAUCCUCGAUUCGAGCCCAUUGGCCGAAGAACAAGUACCCUCUGACCGGGCCCUUAUUCUUCCCGAUGGAUCCAACUAUACGUGGAUUGCUCCAGUACCCAAUUCCAACGAAGCGAAUUCCGCGCUGACGUAUUACGUCCAUCUUGGCCAACUCAACGACCCGAGGCAGCGGGUCGUGGGAGCGUUAUUGGCAAAGAUUAUGUCCGAGCCAGCAUUUAAUAUCCUUAGAACCAAAGAGCAGCUGGGAUAUAUUGUUUCGUGUUCACGGUGGACGUUGCUUGGUGAUUCCCAGUUUGGAAUACGCAUCGUCGUGCAGAGCGAGCGUGGGACGGGAUACCUUGAGGAACGCGUAGAGGCCUUCCUUGAUACCAUGGAUACCAGGCUCGAGGAAAUGGAGAACCAGGAGUUCGGUGACUUCAAGAAAGGUAUGCAGCGAAGGUGGAGAGAACCUGCCAAGAACCUUGGUGAGGAGGCUUCCACGUAUUGGCGACACAUCGACUCUGGCUUCUUGGAUUUCCUUCGACGCUUCGAGAACGCCGACCUAAUUGAGAAGGUGGAGAAGCACGAGGUCGUAGCAUUGUUUCGAGAGCGUGUGCACUCCAAGUCACCAAAGCGCGCUAAGCUAUCUGUUCACAUGCAAUCUCAGAAACCGCGGCCCCCACGGAUCAGCGCGACAGCUGUGGAGGCAUUUGAAGCCCUGGUUCGGGAGGCAGAUAUACCUGUUGACCUGGCGACUACCAAGGGCGAAUUCGACCAAGCAAGUCCGGUUGUCGCAGAUUUCAUGAAGCAUUGGAAUGAUGUACUCACGGAGGAUGUUGUCUCCGCUGACGUCGCUAGAGAUUUGUUAGGGAGACUUCCCGCCCUGAUGGAGCAGUACCCCGUCCGGAAUGAGAAUGUCUACACCGGUUCAGCGGACGUGACUCAUAUAGAGGACAUUGGAGCGUUCAAGGCGACUCUCGACGUAUCGCCUCCCCCUCGACCACUCGUAGACUGGAGUGAUCUUCCGAACGCAAAGUUGUAGAAAUUCGGUGUGAUAUUGUAUUGUGUACGAAAUAUGCCGCUGUAACACACAACCUUAGUCUCGCAUUAAUGAAAGGGAUUUGUAGCAUUAACGGCUCUUGCUGAUAGCGAGCGGUAAAGUGAUAAGCAACCAGAGGGUUUG
Molecule: messenger RNA, 3715 nt
Organism: Pisolithus orientalis
Lineage: Eukaryota; Fungi; Basidiomycota; Agaricomycetes; Boletales; Pisolithaceae
Product: Metalloenzyme, LuxS/M16 peptidase-like protein
Exons: 15
Coding region: 74-3574 (1166 amino acids)
Biological process (GO): peptide catabolic process
Cellular component (GO): cytosol; mitochondrion
Molecular function (GO): metalloendopeptidase activity; metal ion binding
Source: RefSeq, a predicted model, not a curated record